UAGGAAACAGACAGUAGGCAGGAAACCACGUCUUGGAAGUGUAAACAAAACAACGGUCUCAUUCUGUACAACCUCCAUGCUGCAAUCAAUAAUUUUUGAAUUGACUUCUUUACUUUCUUUGUAGACUGGUUUCUGUGUGGUAUAUUGUUCCUCCUCCAAGAAAUUCUGUACUCUUGUUUCUGGGUUUAUUGAUGUACAUUUUAGUUUGCCUUACUUCAUGAUGGUUGUGCAUCAGCUUCUUGAUAGGUUUUGGUCUCAGAUGUAAAAUCACCUUAUUGUAGUCCAGGUGUCUGAUAUAUAUGCCAGGGCAUUAGUCAAUAUCACAUGCAUUAGUGAUGUGUGAGCAUGCAGCUUCCUGACAAAAGGAGGUAACCAUUACUGUAGUUCUCUGGGUUGAUGGAGUAUGGGAGUAUGAUGGAAGCAUCAUCUGUGAUAACACUUAAUGAUGAAGGUAACAGAGCUGACAGCUGUAGUAAGGGAAUACAGCAGGCUACCAGCUGGACUUGCUCGUCAGAGAAAAAGAAAUCACUACAGGAUGAGAUAUCACGAUUUUCAGCGGCAAAGCAAGAUACAGUCAUGAAGAAUAAAGAACCUGAAUCUUGGCGGAUAGAGAUUCAGGAACAGAUUGAGCAAGAGAUAGCCCAGCGUGUGCGUGAGGCUUUGGAUACGCCACCAUUGGAAAGAAUUCGUCGCAAUAGGGAGAAAGCUAAAAUACGUCGGUUGCAACAAUUGCAACAUGCUAACCGAUCACAAUCUGUAACAGCAGCGGGGGAGAUGAAAGCACAAAAAGCUAAGAAACGUGCAAAGAAAAAAUACUCGCCGUAUCGCCAAAUAGCAAGCACAACAAUACAUGAUUCAGAGCAUACCGCAGAUGACGAUGACAUUGAAACGAACAGAGUCGUAACAAAAAAAGUGGGUAUGUCCAGUCAUUUCAAGAACUUGCAACAAAAAAUGAGCUGGAUGAGCCAUACUUCUGCAUCAUCUCAGCAAUCUAUGAUGCAGAUGAUAUCGCCAACGACAACAGCAGUAACAACCACUGCUCUGUCAGCUAGUACCGGUAUACAUGACCAUAGAUAUACCAAGAAAGAAUUUCAGGCUUUUGUGGGUCACCAGAACAGGAAAAACGGGAAAACUAAGGACUGGUUCCAGGAUGAGAAUGGGGUAUUAUCGACAGUUGAUGGUCCGUUCUGGCCUCCUGAGUAUUCCCCUAUCCUUCCAAAACCACUUCAUAUUUUGCAGCUGCCAAAGAAUUUUGAACCCCUUUCAGAUAAUGUUCCCAUGAAUGGGAGGACAGUCCACAAUCAACGUACCAAAUGGUUUCGUCCGUGGGAUGGAUCGCUCAUUGUUUAUGAUUCUGAACGCUCAUCCCGAACCAACACUGUACUUGAUGUACCAGAUGGCUGUUGUUCAAGUCUGCUUUUUGAGUCACGUUUUGAGUCUGGUAACUUGAGGCAAGCAAAACGAGUAGGUCAGUUUGAGUAUGAGCUUCUUUUAAAGACAGACUUGUACACAAACCGUCACACUCAAUGGUACUACUUUCGUAUUCAAAACAUGGUGCCUGGUGUAACUUAUAAAUUUAGCAUCGUCAACCUACUCAAGCGCGACAGUCUGUAUAACCAUGGUAUGCGGCCCCUCUUAUACUCUGAGCAGAAAGCCCAAAUGAAGAAAGUAGGUUGGAUCCGUUGUGGACAUCAUAUAGGGUAUAGGCGUAAUUAUUCCUGUACAAGAAAUCCACUUCUUCAUCCUGAAAUGACAUACUACAUUCUAGAAUGGCAAAUGGAAUUUGAGUAUGAAGAUGACACUUGUUACUUGGCGCAUUGCUAUCCUUUCACUUUCACUGAUCUUAAAGAGCACAUCGAAUCAAUCAUUGCUGAUCCACAUAGAGGGCGAUAUUUAAAACGGGAAGUGAUGUGUGAGACAAGAGCUGGAAAUAGUUGCUUUCUUUUAACCAUUUCGUCUUCUAAUGGGGAGCAUGUUGCAGACUCAAAUAAAAAGGGCGUUGUAAUUACAGCAAGGGUGCACCCAGGAGAAACAAACUCAAGUUGGAUCAUGAAGGGAGUCAUUGAUUUCCUCACUAGCUUAGACCAAGAGGCUCAGGAAUUACGAAGGAACUUUAUAUUCAAAAUUGUGCCAAUGUUGAAUCCCGAUGGGGUGAUAGUUGGUAAUUAUCGGUGUUCAUUAGCUGCAAGAGAUCUCAAUCGGAAUUAUAGAAACCCUCGUAAAGAAUCCUUCCCAACUGUCUGGCACACUAAACAGAUGUUGGAAAAGUUCUCACGGCAACGAGAGGUGCUUGUGUACUGUGAUCUACAUGGCCACAGUCGCAAACAUAAUGUGUUUAUAUAUGGAUGUGAUGCUAAAGGAACUCAAGCUGAUCCUGGCAACUUUCUGUGUCUUCGUCUUUUCCCUUGGCUGAUGGCACGAAAGGCACCUGAUAAAUUCACCUUUAGAGGAUGUAAGUUUCAAGUUCGAAAGUGCAAGGAGUCGACAGGGCGUGUGGUGAUGUGGCGUCAACUAGGCAUAGCAAACAGCUUCACCCUCGAGGCCACAUUCUGUGGUAGCAAAAACGCUGCAUCCUCAUCGAGACACUUCACUCUCAAAGACUUUGAAGAGCUUGGCCAUCAGUUUGGACAAGUUAUACUACAAUACCACACAGCUAAGAAUAAUCAAAGUUUACAUUCUGAAUUAAUCCUGGAAAUGACAAGAGAAAUUACCCAUCAGGUGCUAAGGGAACGUGGUAUGAUGCCAGAUCAACUAAUUGAUUAUUGUAAACAAGGAAUAAAAACUGAUGUUGAGAAGGAGAGUGAUUCUAGUAGCUGUGAACGUGAUUUGUUGAAAGAUGGGCAAGUGAAGGUGAAGACGUUGAUUAAGCAGAUCACGGAAGAGACGUUUGAAGGCUGCAUCGGCAUUCUCCAGGACAUUGAUGCCAUCCAGGAAUUUGCAGAAUCAGAGACAAGUGAUAGUGACAGCGGGUCUGAGUCAGAGAUGCCAGCUUCUCAGUUCACUGUUGACAUGCAGACAAAUUCCAAAUCAAGAAGUAAAAAGCGCUCCAAGAACAGAGCUAAGAGUGUGCCAAUGCUCCCAGAGUUACAAAAAAGUACAAAGCAGAAAUUAAAAAAGUUAGACAAGAGCACCGACCCCACUGGUAAUCACAAAAAGUUUACUAAAGGGCCAGGAGACCACCAGACCUACAGUAGUUUUCCCCGGCUUACCCCGCACAAACUGAUCCGUAUCAGCCAUGUUCGAAACUCCAUUGAAGGAUCACUCUCGCAGAAAAACGUCAGAGAAUAUUGGAAGAAAUCGCAGGUCUCUACCAACCACGCAACCAAACCAAGUUCAAAUUCAGGGAGAAUAUCCAAUGGCUUCUUAAAACCCAAGUAUCCGGCAUUUGUAAACCGCUACAUUGGACGUAGUAACGGUGGUAUUCCCACAUAUGCGAGUGAACGUGUGGGUGAACGUGCUGCGAAGAGAAUGGUGUCUGUCAAUGUAAAUGAUGCUAGCAAGAAAGUGUUAAGUAAGGAGGAGGAAGAGUAUGCACGUCUUGUGGCUUUAACAAGAGAAAUACAGAUACGCACAGAAGAGGCUCCAUAUAAGUUAGCAGACCCGAAUAAUCUGGAUUCUUCAACAGGUGGUGCGAUGGUCUUUAAGCAGUCAUACACACAUGCAGGACCUGGAGUUUUAAGAGGGCCUGCUUCUUUAGCACAAGAUACUACCAAACUUUUAUCUAGUGGUCAGACUUACAACAUUGAAUCAAUUAAACUACAAAAAAUGAUUCUCAAUCAGCAAAACCCAAAAGAGAAUAUGAUCCUGUCAGAACCAGCUGCUUUGACCAAAGUCAGCGGUUUUCCUCAUUGGCAGAAGCACAGUAGCUCUACAGAACUCACUGAGAAAAUCUUGCGGCCAAACUCAUUCAUUGGUUAUUCAAAAGACCUGCGGAUGCCUGUGACCAACGGGUCUGAUGUGUGUACUUGCUUCGAAUGCCAGGAGGUUGGGAAGGUCAGCACAAGUGAUUCUAAAUGUCAUAAAAACCAUACUCAUUACUCAAAGAGUAAUGCGGUUCCCAGCCUCCAUAAUAAAAUUUUGUCACAAGCGGACAGUCAGAAGACUUCUACUUGCAAGAAUCCUUUGUUGGUCACCAAUAGCGGUACCUUGCAUGCUGAUAAAAGCAUUGAUGUCAUACAGAAACAGUAUUUAUUGUUCUUAAAUGGACAAUCAAAAAUGUCAAGCCAGGCUGCAGAUAAAUAUGUGCAAGGGUUAAAUAAAGGGCUUCAGUCUGGUGAUGGGAAUACUACCAAGGACAGAAUGAACAGUGUUGAAAAUAACAAGCAUCAGUCCAGAUGGUCAUGUGAAUAACAAAUUUGAGGUCAUGUGACUAUAAAGUUUGCAGCUAUGUUAACGUAUCAACAAAAAUAUUGAUCAAAAUCAAUGCACUAUGCAUGUAUUGUAAUAGACCUUUCCGAAGUGUCAAUCAUACCUAACAACUGACCAAUCAAAACACAGCCAGGAAUAUGUGCAUGCCUUACAAAUACAUGUGUUGUCCCACAAACACACAUGUUUGCAUAUAUUAUGUUUACACUGUCAUUUUCAGACUUCCCAAAAUCCCUAAAAUGAAUUUCCGUAACUAUGUCUUCAGCUUUCAUUAUUUAAUGACGUCAGACAACGUGUAGAGCCAUUUCUGGGUCCAGGACAAACAUAAAUUUGCGUAGUGUCUGUCUAUUUCCGUAAUACGCCAUAAUUCAGCAAAAUUUUCAUGGCAACUACGGACGUUCCGUAGUACUUGAGAACUCUGCGUUUUGUGGCACCUUAGCAAGAAUGUCCAAGGGGCGGCACUUAGCGGAAAAGUCCACUGAAUUUCCGCCACAUACCGCAGUCCUGUGCCACAUAUUUCAAUGUGUGCUACUGAUUUUCUUCCACUUCAAUUUUCUAUUAUUCCAAAAGAUGUUCCCUAAGUUACAUGCUCUCAGUUUUUCCCACCCCAGUUUUCCCCCCACCCCGAAGAGAAGAAAAACCACAAUUCGUCAGGGAGAAAAAAAAAAUUAUAUGUAUUUUAUACAUAUUAUAUCAUCUGUAUAUAAAAUCGAUUAAAUAAGGGUCUGAAACCCCUAAAUUGUUUUUAUUGGGGGGUUCUGCGACCUGGACCACUUCAGAAACAUUUUAAUCGACACCCAACCACACCUACUUUGCUGUCAUUGGGGACCUUGCCCCUCCCCCAAAAUUGUACCUUGCCCCUCUCUUGACCCACAGAUUUGAGACGCUGACACCGCCACUGCAUGCUCUGUUCUCCAUGGUUUUGUCCUUCACCACUCAUUUCCAUUUUAACAUACAAAGUGCAUUUGUAAUGUUCCCAAGUUGAGAGAAGCAAGCGCUAGGAAGAUCUGGUCAUUGAGCUUGGGAAAAUGUAACAAGUUUUGGAUUCUUAUGACUUGCCAGAUAUAUUGUUUCGUCUUUAUAAUAGAUUAUAAGUAUGCAGCUGCACAAAAUAUAAGCCUAUUUCUAGACAAUCAAAUGCAAGUAUUUUUUUUAUCAUAAUCAUAUUAUAAUGAUCAUAUGGACAAUAAUGAUCUUUAUUGCAUAAUAUUGUGUAUUCAAAUAACCAAACCAUCUUGCAUUUGCUUGUAUUUUUAUAUCAGUGUUUUUCAAUUUGAAUGUGCUUUCAUGUCCAUUUAGCAUUUGAUAGGCAAUUGGUCUCUUCACGUACUAGUAUCAGUAUAAAUCAUGAGGACCUUAAUAAUAUCUGUCUGUGACAAAUUUACAGAUGCACAGAAUGAUACUCCCUGUAGAGUGUGUGCACGUGCUUAUGCAAUAUUUAUGGACUUUAAUGACCAUGUGUUACAAGUAUCAUAAUCUAGAUCAAAUAUGGUAAUGCUAUAAAAUAUCAUUAUUAUUGUUCUUUCAAUAUUGUUGGUUUUGUAUAAAUUCUGUAGGCAUAUAUAUUAGUAUUAGACUUUUGUAUUUCAAUUUUGUUUUUUUAAUGCACCUUUCAGGAUUGUCAAUCAGACUUAACAACUAACCAAUCAGAACACGGCUAUGAAUACGUGCGUGUCAAACAGUCACACAUAUUGUCCCACAAACCCACGUGAAACCCACGUGUUUUCGUAUUUUUUAACACUCUUGGUUUGUGGGACCUUAGCAACAAUAUCCAAGGGGCGGGGCUUAGCGGAUUUACUGCGUAAACUUGCUUUCUCAGCCAAAUUUAAAUAAAUGUGCAAUACUUUUUUUUUUUAAAUAUAUGUAUGUACAAUCUGAACUUCUUUGAAAAUCAUGGUAUUUUGAUCAACAAUAAAAUGCAAAUUUUAGAACAAAA
Messenger RNA from Anneissia japonica, 6301 nucleotides. RefSeq names its product cytosolic carboxypeptidase 2-like. Gene Ontology annotation, biological process: proteolysis. Bases 397 to 4350 code for a protein of 1317 amino acids. The record is from RefSeq and is a predicted model, not a curated record. Gene Ontology annotation, molecular function: metallocarboxypeptidase activity; zinc ion binding. The transcript is spliced from 22 exons. Lineage: Eukaryota; Metazoa; Echinodermata; Crinoidea; Comatulida; Comatulidae.